AUGUCCUCCGUCCAGAAGCAGACGUCGACUCGCACCGUCACGCAACAGUCCACGGAGACGUCGGGAGUGACCCAGACGUCCACCACGACGUCCCGCCAGACUAACCGCGUCCAGAUCACGCAGCGCGGCCUCUUCUUCGAUGACGCUUGCUUCGAAGACACGAGGAACGACUUCCGGAAUGCGAUCAGCGACGUCGUGUCCAGGUUUGGCGACAAAUCUUCCAACAUCGACGAGCUCACUCAGUACAGAAGUUUGCGUUCGCGCGAAAUAAGGGACGAAAACCAGGCCAUCACGUCGUCUCAGGACGAUAGCAAGUACAAGAUUGUGGUAGAUGUUCAGGACUUUGUGAGUGGAGGAGAAAUCAAUGUGAAAGUCGUCGAAGAAAGAGAGGUCGUGGUCGAAGGCCGCGUCCAGAAGGUGGAAGGCAACAGGACUUCAAGCAAGAGCUUUCCAGCGUAG
Molecule: messenger RNA, 459 nt
Organism: Penaeus monodon (black tiger shrimp)
Lineage: Eukaryota; Metazoa; Arthropoda; Malacostraca; Decapoda; Penaeidae
Exons: 2
Coding region: 1-459 (152 amino acids)
Source: RefSeq, a predicted model, not a curated record